GGAGAGUGGAUAACAUUAACAAAAAGAGCAGAGAGCAGCACUUGAACUCUGGUCGGAGAAGACAAGGCAAGUGAAGGCCAUGGUUCCACUCUCACUCACACGCUUUACAGCCCCCCUCCCUUGUGCUAUUCAUGGAGCUAAACAAUUAACUCUCCAAUGCACAAAUCAUGAGCAGGACAUAUUACAGGGUAGUUGCAUAUCUGAGAAAAUAACAUUAAGGAGGACACUUGUUCUUUCUGCUUUUGUAUCAACUUGUGUUUUUCCAACCUUAUCUUCUUAUGCCAAGACUAAAACUAAGAAUCCAUAUGAUGAAAAACGCCUCCUACAACAAAAUAAACGGAUACAGCAAGAAAACAAUGCACCUGAGGAUUUCCCAAAUUUCAUAAGAGAAGGUUUUGAAGUUAAAGUAGUAGCACCGGAUAACUAUACCAAGAGUGAUUCGGGGCUCAUAUACCGGGAUUUCGAAGUUGGUAAAGGUGAUUGCCCAAAGGAUGGUCAGCAGGUAACGUUUCACUAUGUCGGCUAUAACGAAUCUGGCCGUCGUAUAGACAGCACUUACUUACAGGGUUCUCCUGCCAGAAUCCGUAUGGGAACUAAAGCAUUGGUUCCUGGAUUUGAGGAAGGAAUUAGAGACAUGAGACCAGGUGGAAAGAGAAGAAUCAUUAUUCCCCCUGAACUUGGGCCACCAGUUGGACCUUCAACCUUUUUCAGCUCAAAACAAUUUGAAGUUUUUGAUGUUGAAUUAUUAAGCAUACAGAACUGUGAAAGGAGGACCAUAGCUUUCUACUCUGAUGUUGUAUGCAACUGAAGUUCCUUACUUUAUUUGUUACCUAUACCUUCAUAAUUUCUUACCAAAAUGGUUAACUAUGGAAGAUUAUUAAGGAUGAGUUGGAACUUGGAGACAUAAUUGAUUAUUUGUAAUUUAUUUUCUUCUUGUAGAAAGUUAAAGAUAAAACCAUGUUUCUCUAGAAAUAGGAAAUCAUGCACAUUAUUGAAAGAACAAAAAUUUAAUGUAAAUUAUGCAUACAUUAAUAAAAUUGUUAUAAUUAGAA
This is a messenger RNA of Arachis duranensis, 1052 nucleotides long. Its product is annotated as peptidyl-prolyl cis-trans isomerase FKBP20-2, chloroplastic. Gene Ontology annotation, molecular function: peptidyl-prolyl cis-trans isomerase activity. The transcript is spliced from 7 exons. The coding region runs from base 80 to 808 and encodes 242 amino acids. The record is from RefSeq and is a predicted model, not a curated record. NCBI's taxonomy places the organism in Eukaryota, Viridiplantae, Streptophyta, Magnoliopsida, Fabales, Fabaceae.